Equus quagga is the source of this 1559-nucleotide messenger RNA. It is a transcript of the gene FKBP1A, whose product is annotated as FKBP prolyl isomerase 1A. The transcript is spliced from 5 exons. NCBI's taxonomy places the organism in Eukaryota, Metazoa, Chordata, Mammalia, Perissodactyla, Equidae. Gene Ontology annotation, molecular function: peptidyl-prolyl cis-trans isomerase activity. The coding region runs from base 121 to 447 and encodes 108 amino acids. The record is from RefSeq and is a predicted model, not a curated record.
GGCGCGCGCGUGCGCAGGCGUCGCGCGGAGGGACGAGGCAGAGCCGCGGAGUCGCAGCCAGGUCGGUUAGGGGUCCACGCCGCCCGCCGCGCCGCCCGCCCCGCGCCUGCCGCCGCAGCCAUGGGAGUGCAGGUGGAGACCAUCUCCCCCGGAGACGGGCGCACCUUCCCGAAGCGCGGCCAGACCUGCGUGGUGCACUACACGGGGAUGCUUGAAGAUGGAAAGAAAUUUGAUUCCUCCCGGGACAGAAACAAGCCCUUUAAGUUUAUGCUGGGCAAGCAGGAGGUGAUCCGAGGCUGGGAAGAAGGGGUUGCCCAGAUGAGUGUGGGUCAGAGAGCCAAACUGACGAUCUCCCCAGACUAUGCCUACGGUGCCACUGGGCACCCGGGCAUCAUCCCGCCAAACGCCACCCUUGUCUUUGAUGUGGAGCUUCUAAAACUGGAAUGACAGGAGUGGCUUCCUCCCUGUGCUCCCUGUUCUUGGAUGUGCCGCAGAGGGAUCUGGCGCCUCCAGACGUGCACACGCAAGUCCGUACGGAGCUUCUCCUGAUGUCCACCACACUCUGUAUAAGCAUCCACCCUGACUGAAUGUGUCCUGUCACCCGGCUUUGCUCUCCCCCUCUCCUGUGUGUGUGUUGACCUAAACGACAUGCGUAAACCUCAAGUUACUCUCCUGACUUUGUUCCAUUUUGGAGGGAGGAUUCAGUUUCAGUCUUCUGGAUCCAGGCUCCCCGUUAAGCAUUAGUCAAGUAUUAACAGCACAAAUAAUGGGUUAACUCUAGAAUAGGAAUUGGUGUUGAGGGGGGAUGCAAGAAUCUUUAUUUUAUUUUAUUUUUUGGAUGAAAUUUUUAUCUAUUAUAUAUUAAACGUUCUUGCUGCUGCGCUGCAAAGCCAUAGCAGAUUCGAGGCGCUGUGGGGGCCGAAUCAUUCUCCCAGUUGAGAGAUGCGCUUUGGUUGAAUUAAACGCCCUAACCCGAGACUGAAGUGGGAGGGAGAGCCGUUGCCUCCGCUGCCCACGCCACCUCCCCGAAGCCCUCUGCCUUUUGAAAGCAGAUCGUUUUCACUGCGAUGUUGGACGCUGCAGGUAUCUGUCCCCGGGCCAGCAGGGACCUCUGAAGCCUUCUUCGUGGCCUGGCUUUUUUUUUUUCAUCCUGUGGUUUUUCUAAUGGAUAUUCAGGACUUUUGUAAUCUCAUAGCUAUCCAAGCUCCACUUCCUAAAUUUUAAGAACUUUAAUUGAAAGUUUAAAUUGAAGGUGCUGUUUGUAGACACUUAACACCCAGUGAAAGCCCAGCCAUCAUGACAAAUCCUUGAGUGUUGUCUUAAGAAAAUGAUGCUGGUCAUCGCAGCUUCAGCAUCUCCGGUUUUUUGACGCUCCGCUCCCCCUGCUGAUCUCCGAGUUUCCUGGCUUUUCCCUCCCCUCUCGCCCCUUGCGGUCCUGUGUAGUGAUGUGGUGAGAGGAGUUAGUGCUGCCUGCCCACCCUCACCCCAUCCCUCCGCACUACAUAUGAGUUUCAAGUUUUAUUAUUGCAAUAAAAAGUGCUUUAUGCUGGCUUUUCUCA